Ectocarpus sp. CCAP 1310/34 is the source of this 3717-nucleotide messenger RNA. The record is from the annotation of a GenBank genome assembly. NCBI's taxonomy places the organism in Eukaryota, Phaeophyceae, Ectocarpales, Ectocarpaceae.
AUGGAGGCCGCGGUCCAGGGCCUGGCCGCCAUUGUCGUCAACGCCUACCGCGGCGCUUCGGAGUCGCGCGGGGCUCGCGGCACCGCCGGCUCCGGCAGCGGCACCCGCACCCUCGUCGACGGUCUGUCUCUGUCGAUGGCGCACAACCAUUGGCUGGCGGUCAACCACCUCGACCUGCACGCCUCGUUGCCGCUGCAAGUCCCCGACCCCGAUGGGGGGCAAGGGGGGGCAGGAGGAGGGGGUGGGCCGGAGGAGGGGGAGGAGUGCAAGGCGGGUGGUCUCUGCCGGGGAUUCGAGGCACCGCCUCUGGACCCCGCAAAGCUGCACCUUCGCCUUCGCCAGCCUUGUGCCGUCCCCGCCCAAGAGCACCCGUCCAUGGACCUCGGCCCGCGGGCGGGUGACAUCGUCGCUUCGGUGGAGGACCUCGUCUUCGCCGCCGCGUCCGCCAUGGUCUUCCUGGGCCCGAACCCCCCCCCUACGCCUUCGGCGGAGCCCCCUCCAGAGGCCGAGCAGGUAGGGCCGCCCGCAGAUCCGUCCUCGGGGGCGGAGGGCGGCGGCGGCGGCGAGGUGCCUCUCGAGGCGGGAACAACGAGUGCCGUCGGAGCGGGAGGAGGGGCAAGAAAGGCUGACGAACACGAUCGCGCGGUGGCAGAGUACACCACCGGUUUUGCCUCGCCUUCGUCGACUUCGCCGGUCUUGAGACCCGCGUUUGCCGAUGGCGGCGGCAGCGGCGGCGUUGGUGCUUUGGUCACGGGAGGCUCCGCAGGAGCAGGAGCGGCGGCGGCGACUGGGGUGCCGCCUGGGCGAGAAGAGGAUGGCGAUAAAGGCCGGAGCGGCAAUGUGUCGGAGUUUCGUUCGAUCAGCCCCCCUACCGACGCGCUGUGGAUGCCUGCGACGUCUCCCGGGCGGAACCUGCUACACUCCCCUAUCCUGGGAGACGAACCCAUGACCGAGCUCGCCCAAGGGGAAGAGAGUGGCGCCGCAUUCUUCGGCGCCGCUGCCGCCGGUGGUGGCGGCGGCGGCGGCGCGCCAGCGGGUGGGGGAGGGCAGGCGCAGCAGCAAUUGCGCAUGUCGGGCCUGCUGAAGAGCAAGAUGUCGGCGUUACCUUCUCUGGCCGGGUUCGGGAUGGGGGGCGGCGAUCACUCGGACUCAGACGACGAGAGCACAGGAGAGGUCGGCACCUCGGGGAGGCGGUUCUUCGGCCGGAAGCGCCGAAGCACGGACGCCUCCCUGUCCUUCGUCGAGCGAGGGCAACAGCAACAGCAGCAGCCGAACACGGAGGGCCGCCUGCGACGGAUGAGCAACGUCAUCUCCCGCCGCCCGCGCAACUCUUCGCUUCCCUUGGCCUCCACUACGGAGGGCGAAGCCAUGGAAGACGGCAGUGUCCGGGGCCGUGCCGCAACGGCGGCGGCCUUGCCGUCAGCGAAACCGGCGUGGGUCUCGAGGGAACGGGGGGAUGAGGUCGAGGUGGAGACUCGCGGCGCGGCGGCAGCGGCGGCGGCAGGUGAGCCCAGGGGCAGAGACGAUCCUCCCGUGGAGACCAACGAGGACGAGAAGGAGCCGCUGCCGCCCUUCACAAUGGCUCUCGCGGUGAUGCUGACGGGGCUGCGGGUGCUCAUCGUUGACCAGGUGCUCGGGCUGCACCUUCCCGUGAUGAAGCUCUGCCUCGCCAGCGUGUCCUGCGUCAUCGAGAACCGUCUCGAGAGCGAGGACAACGAGCUAGAGCGCCGCCUGCUUCGGGGACGGAGGCCGUCAUCGUCAUCGUCAUCGUCAUCGUCAUCAUCCGCCCGACACGGCCGCGGCGAAGCCGCCCCGCCGGACGUUCGCCCCGCCUCGUCCGCUCCAGCCCGAGCAAUGCCGGCGGGAUCGGCGACGGUGCCGACGGCCGGUUUUGAGACGACUGCGACGACGACGCCCGCUGUAGGCCAAGACCUCCCGCUUUCACACACUUGGCACGGCACCCGCGCCGCGGCCACCGCCAAGACUCGGAGCGAUCCCGAACGGGGGGAUGGUGCUGGUCAGGCAGGAGGAGGAGGAGGAGGAGGAGGGGUCUCGAGCCGCUUGGGCGUGCACACCGGCAGCCGAACGAACCUGCUCAAGGCCUCUCGGCGAUGGGGGGGGACGAGUUCUGUCUCCAGGGUGCAGCUGGACGGCGAUGCACUGCAUACGGUCGGUGAGGACGCGCCGGCGGGCUCAGAGACGAGCGGGUUGUCUACGACAACGGCGGUGGCGGCGGUGUCUGGCGCCGGCGGGGGUGCUACGGCAGGGGGGGGGUCUGCGUCACACCCCAGAGUCAACGGCGUGAGCAAGGCGGCGGAGGGAGAAGCGGCGGACCCGCGCGCGGCGGUCAUGAACGUGACGGUUCAGACGCGGCUGUGGGCGGAGUACUUCAACAACACGCUACGAUGCUGGGAAGCACUGCUCGAUCCUUUCAGGUGCGACGUCCUCGCUGAGAGCUCCACGCGGCGUGGCGCAGGCCUCAUGGUCAAGGCGCGCUGCCCACUCCACGUGAACGUCACCGCGGCCCUGCUGGACACGCUCAGCGACAUGCAGGAGCAGAUGACCCGGAUCUUCAACGAGCUCGACGCCGAGAGCUUUCGCGGCCGGGUCGAGAUCUUGCGCGUCGCCCAGACGGCGCCGGGAAGCGACGACGCCGAGGACUCCUCCUCGUUCCCUGCCGCCCCUACGCCGUCGUCCGCGGCGGGCGGCGGCAAGGGCAAGGAGCCACCGCCCGGCAGUCAGGACAGCGCUGUCUCGCGCUACCGCCACAGGGAGGUGCUGCAGUACGACGAUGUGUUUGUCACCGCCUGGCCCGCGGACGAGUCGGUGGUGCCUGAGCGGCAGUCCAGCCUGGGCAGCGACGGUGCCGGCGGUGCCGGCGGCAAGGUGGGAGCGUCGGGGCCGCUAAACAUGCCGCGGUUUCCCGUGUGCCACGAGUUCUACGCGCCGCUGGCCCUCGAGUCUCGCAUGUCGUUCACGAUCCUCAACCUGACCGGGCAGAGGAUGAGGUACUUCCAGCCCCGGGCGGGAGAGGAGACUCGCCGUCUCCAGUACCUCAGAGUGAGAGUCGACGGCGAGAGAGGGGUUCUUCUGUUCACCGCCACCAUGACGGUCGUGCGGAACGGGCGGGUCCAAGAGGUGCCGUUCGACAUGCAGACGGAGGCGUUAGGCCUGGGGGAUCGUCGCGGCGCCACUCUGCCUACCGUUGCCGCAAGAGAGGCGGGAGGAGGCCCAAAGGGACAACGAGCGGGCGGCUCUCACACGGUGGCGGUCCAGGUUUCAGGGUACCGCUGGAUGCCCGAGGUGUGCGCCGACAACCUUGGAACGCGAGCGAUCCCCUUGCGCGCGCUCCUGGGGAGGGUCGACGCGAGGCGCGUGUGCCCGGAUCCCGGAGUGGCGGCGGCGCUGUCGCUGGUGGCGGACGUCCACCACCUCAACGGCGGCCGGCAGGUCACUCUACGCUCCGUCUUCCGGCUUCAGGGGGGCAAUGGGGGAUCCGGGAAUUCUUCGGGGGUGGGAGCGGGUGGCCCCGCGGGCGGGGUCGGGGCGGAGGGGGAUGUGACCCUGGUGGAACCCGGAAAGGUGUUUCACCUGCCCAUCCUGCUGCUGCAGCAAGCGCUGGAGCUGGAAAGGGGCACGGGGCUGGGAAACAUGUGGCUGCGUCCCGCCGCGACAGUCCCGUUCAUGUCGCUGCCGCACCUCGAAACAGGCGAGUAG